Messenger RNA from Vigna radiata var. radiata (mung bean), 1040 nucleotides. Its product is annotated as mitogen-activated protein kinase kinase 10. The record is from RefSeq and is a predicted model, not a curated record. The transcript has a single exon. Gene Ontology annotation, biological process: protein phosphorylation. NCBI's taxonomy places the organism in Eukaryota, Viridiplantae, Streptophyta, Magnoliopsida, Fabales, Fabaceae. The coding region runs from base 59 to 1027 and encodes 322 amino acids. Gene Ontology annotation, molecular function: ATP binding; protein serine/threonine kinase activity. Gene Ontology annotation, cellular component: cytoplasm.
CAUUUUUAUUUUUGCUUUGUUUAGGCUCAGAGAGUGUUUUCGAGUGUGAACCACGUAAAUGACAUUGGUUAUCAGAGAGAGGAGACACAAGCAAGCUCUCAGGCUUUCAUUACCAAAAUCUCCUUCAAUCCCAUCAUCAAAUUCAGAUUCCCCUCACCAAAUUCAUGUACACUCUCCUCCAGGCAUUAUUAAGGAUCUUUCGCAUCUUGAAAAGCGAGAAGUUCUUGGUCAUGGUAAUGGUGGCACAGUUUACAAGGUUUAUCACAAAAAAACCAGCUCUUUUUAUGCCUUGAAAGUGCUACGUUUGAAUGAGAAUGGCUUUGGCAUUCGCCAAACCGCUAAACUGGAGGCUGACAUUCUAAAACGAGUGGAUUCACCGUAUAUAGUAAAGUGUCAUGCAGUUUUUGACAGUUGUAACAGCAAUAAUGAUGGAGACAACGGAGGUGACAUUAGCUUUGUUAUGGAAUACAUGGAAGGAGGGUCGUUGAAUGAUGUAUUGAGAAUACAUCAUAGACUGUCAGAAAAGGUUAUCUCGGUGUUGGGUAGGCGUGUUUUGGAAGGACUUAGGUAUUUACAUGGCAUGAACAUUGUGCACAGAGAUAUUAAACCAUCAAACUUACUUGUGAACGAUAAAGGGGAGGUAAAGAUUGCAGAUUUUGGAGUGAGUCAUGUGGUGGAAGGUAGGUUUGAAGGAAAUGAGUACGAUGCAGGCACUUGUGCUUAUAUGAGUCCAGAAAGGAUUGAUCCAGAAAGAUGGGGUGGUGAAAAUGUAGAUGAGUUUGCAGGAGAUGUGUGGUCAAUGGGAGUAGUAAUGUUGGAAUGUCUUUUGGGUUAUUUUCCAUUGAUUGGAGCAGGGCAGAGACCAGAUUGGGCAACUUUGAUGUGUGCAAUUUGCUUUGCUGAGAAGCUGGAGAUGCCAGAAAAAGCAUCACCAGAGUUUCAAAAUUUUGUGAGGAGGUGUCUUGAGAAGAAUUGGAGGAAGAGAGCAACAGUGUUAGAACUUCUGCAUCACCCUUUUGUCAGUUAAAAAAUUCGUUGCU